AUGCUGUCAUUUAUAGCUCCUCAUCUUAUACUCAUUUUGAUAUGUAUCAUACGUUCUGCACUCGCCGGUACGAACGGUACAACAGUCCAAUGUGUAGAUGGAUUCGGUGGUAUAAACGCCACUGCAUCAACCGCAAAAUGCAAUGAUAGAAAUUACACCCCAUGGAUUUGCCCAUUGGCUGAAUGUGGAAAAGAUGGUCAUCUAUGGGUACCUAUGUCAGGUUGUGUACUUGAUGUUGUCGAUGGCGCUGGAGCAAGUAACCAACAAUGUGCUAGUUACAAUAUCCAAAACGAAACCAUGUACGAAUGUAGGAACUCAGGAGGUAUCAGCUAUCUUUGCCCUUAUACAGCCGCUAAUGUUCCAUAUAUCACAUGCUCAGGAUGCAACUUGCAGCCGGAAUCACAGGCGAAGAAUACCCCUUGA
Messenger RNA from Melampsora larici-populina 98AG31, 423 nucleotides. RefSeq lists its product as uncharacterized. The transcript has 6 exons. The record is from RefSeq and is a predicted model, not a curated record. NCBI's taxonomy places the organism in Eukaryota, Fungi, Basidiomycota, Pucciniomycetes, Pucciniales, Melampsoraceae. The coding region runs from base 1 to 423 and encodes 140 amino acids.